This is a messenger RNA of Penicillium angulare, 1206 nucleotides long. RefSeq names its product Sec62 family protein translocation protein. Lineage: Eukaryota; Fungi; Ascomycota; Eurotiomycetes; Eurotiales; Aspergillaceae. Bases 1 to 1206 code for a protein of 401 amino acids. The transcript is spliced from 3 exons. The record is from RefSeq and is a predicted model, not a curated record. Gene Ontology annotation, cellular component: endoplasmic reticulum; endoplasmic reticulum membrane. Gene Ontology annotation, biological process: post-translational protein targeting to membrane, translocation.
AUGGCCCAACCGGCCCAACCAAGCCCCCAGCAGAUGGCGGCCAUGCAACAACAGUUCGCCGCAGCUGCCGCCGCACAAGGCCUUACACCUGAACAAUUCGCACAGAAGCAGCGUGAAAAGCUCACAGCUGACGCCGCUAAGCAAGGAUUAACUCCUGAUCAGUACGUUGCGCAGUUGCGGAUGCGAGCGCUCCAGGCGCAUCAGCAGCAGAUGGAAGCUCAGCGACAGGGUCAAGGUCAGGGCCAGGGCCAACAACAGCCUGGUCAACCUGGUCAGCAAGGACAGCAACAACAACAACAGCAGCAGCAGCAAGGCCAAGCGCAGAGCCCACAACAAGGACAGCCGCAGCAGCAGAUGCACCAGGUGCCUGUUAAUGCAGGACAACCCGCCGACCCCAAAGCACUAGCUGUAGCGAAGUUCUUGCGCUCGCAGGAUCUCAAGCCCCGGACAUGUAUUAUGGAUGGACAGCGAAAGGACAUGUUCAAGGUCAAACGAGCAAUCCGAGCCAUUGAAUCUCCCGCCUACGCCAAAGCAGCCGCAAAAAAGAACUCCCUCCUCCCCCCCGUGACAGAUCGCGCCAGCGCCGAAAACGCAUUCAAGCUCCUCCCGCUCUCCCUCCUCGCUCUCCGCGUAAGCAAAGUCGACCCACACGCAGGCCACAACCACGCAAAACCAAAGCGAGUCAAAGGUCUCUGGACCGUAAAGAUCGAACAGCACCAGGAGACCGACCCAAUGAUGCACUAUGUUUGGCUUUGGGAGGGACCACAGUGGAAGCAGAAGGCUAUGGCAGCAGCUGUUGUUGCGGGUAUUUUUGCAGUUGUGCUUUUCCCGCUUUGGCCUAUGUUUAUGCGUCAGGGUGUUUGGUAUCUUAGUGUAGGGAUGAUGGGUCUUUUGGGACUUUUCUUUGCUAUGGCCAUUUUCAGAUUAAUUUUGUUUUGCGUUACUGUCUUCGCAGUGCCGCCUGGUUUAUGGUUGUUUCCUAAUCUUUUUGAGGAUGUGGGAUUCUUUGAUAGUUUCAAGCCGUUGUGGGGAUGGCAAGAGGGCAAGAAAAAGAAGAGCAAGAAGGAUAAGGCUGAACCUGCUGCUACACCUGUUACAGAGGCUCCGACAGCAACGACUUCCUCUGCUGAAACGACUUCUACUCCCGGUGUAGCACCUGUUAAGCGACUUGAUCUAGCAGCUCGAGUGGAAGAAGUCGAGGAAUAA